This is a messenger RNA of Megalops cyprinoides (Indo-Pacific tarpon), 1959 nucleotides long. RefSeq lists its product as uncharacterized. NCBI's taxonomy places the organism in Eukaryota, Metazoa, Chordata, Actinopteri, Elopiformes, Megalopidae. The record is from RefSeq and is a predicted model, not a curated record. The transcript is spliced from 7 exons. Bases 285 to 1817 code for a protein of 510 amino acids.
GGAGCUGCACGCUUGCAGUCAGACAGGCAGUUCGCUAGCAGGCUACUUAACGCAGAAAUGUCUCUGUAGGCUUUCUUUUGUGUGACAUUAAAUCUCCCGUGGUCACCAUAUAUUUAAACUAUAUUAGCGAGCUGGCAAGUUAGCCAGCUAACCUUUAGCUAGCUACCUAGUCAGCUUUUUAGCUAGCUAAAGCCAACAAUAGUCGUAUACACAUUUAGGCUUAACGCUGUCUAAGCUUCAGACAGAAGAAGGUUGUGAUCAUUCUCUACGAGCAAGUGAAAGGAAUGCUUGAAUCAAUCAAAGUAACCGAGAGGCUCCACUGGCCAGAGCUGGAGUUGUCCAAGAAGUACAUUCUGAGUCCCACAGAAAGGCAUGUCAGCCUAAGCCAGGCUGGCUUACAGAAGCUGUCAUCCAGUGUGCUCAAAGACAUCUUUACAACUGGCACCAGUAGCUACAACGUGCUGCUACAGACCGAGGAGGAGAGGAAGAGCCCCAAGCACUCACCCUACAAAAAGGCCCUGAAGUCUGCGAGAUGCUCAUCCACCUCGAACGGAAAGGACUGCCAUCAGUCGUCCCUCAGCCCUCCGGCUCUGGUAGGACCCGAGUGGGGUGGGGACGCCAAGCACAUCCCCUGUGUCUCGGGCAGCCCCCGGCUGGGCCACAGCAUCGCUGUGACGGGCAACACCAUGGGCCUGGCGCCUCGUCCACGCACCCGGCCCAGGAAGCUCUGCUUCUCCGGUGGCGUCCCCCGAACCAGGCUCCCUCUGCUGGCCGUGGGAGGUGCCGCGCGCGAUGCGGAGAACUCCGUCAGGAAGCUGUGCAUCCUCACCGCCAUAAAGCCUUCCAACGUGGAGAAGGAGAAGCUCAAGUUUUUCAAGUCUGACUUCACGUACAACCCGCAGUUUGAGUACAGCAACCCUGUAUCCCCGAUUGUGCUGGCCCGACACAACAAUGCAUCUGACAAAUUCCUCACACAGGCUGUCCGAAUAUUGGAUCUGGCCGUGCAGAAGUAUGGAAAUUAUGAGAAGUUCGAACAGGCCACUGGAGGAAGCCUCCUUACCAAGAGCCGUAUCUGGUAUCAUGUGAAGAAGUACAUGGAGAAGGAGGGUUGCAUGGGGGAGAUUGUAGUCCACCUGACAGAUGACCUCCUCUCCAGGGCCUCUAUGACCGUGGUGAAUGGUCGCCCAACCUUGACCAUCAACAUCUCCACGGCUCGGGAGCACUGGUUGGAGGGUAUGCUGAGACAUGAGAUAGGCACUCAUUAUUUCCGUGGGAUCAACAACAACCAGCAACCGUGGAGCAGCAGCGCCGGGAGGAAGAAGCACAACCUGAGGCCGUUGAACCCAACGGAGGAAGGCCUGGCCAGCAUCCACAGCGUGCUGUUCCGCAAGGACCCCACGCUGUGGCGCGCGGCCCUGCUCUACUACACAGUGUACCAGGCCAGCCGCCUGUCCUUCUCCCAGCUCUUCCACAGCCUCCGACGCUUCGUGAAAGAUCCCAGCACCCGCUGGGACUACUGCGUCCGUGCCAAAAGGGGACAGACCGACACCGCCCAGCCAGGAUGCUUCAGUAAGGAUCAGGUUUACCUUGAUGGCAUCUUGAAGAUCCUGAGACACAGAGAGAAGAUCGACUUCCUGCUCUUGACUGCACUGGGGAAGGUGUCCUACGAGGAUAUAGACAGGCUGGCGGUCCUGGCUACUAUGGAGCAUGUGCGGAUCCCCCACUUCCUCCAGGACCAGGCACGCUAUAGGGAGCAGCUUGACAAGAUCAUGGAGGUCAACCAGCUGACUGACGAGGAGCUGCAGGAGCUCAUCUGAGCAUGCUCAGAAACGACGCUCAUCAAAUCUACUGUGGCUGGUCCCAUGUCCCUCACCUGCCUUGAGCCAACCUUAAAGUCAUUACAGCAGCUGCCCUGAUAUGUGCAAAAUUUGUAGUAUUUUGAAGCUUUAUUGUUUUGUA